This is a messenger RNA of Megalops cyprinoides (Indo-Pacific tarpon), 1172 nucleotides long. It is a transcript of the gene vstm2a, whose product is annotated as V-set and transmembrane domain containing 2A. The transcript is spliced from 5 exons. Bases 233 to 943 code for a protein of 236 amino acids. The record is from RefSeq and is a predicted model, not a curated record. NCBI's taxonomy places the organism in Eukaryota, Metazoa, Chordata, Actinopteri, Elopiformes, Megalopidae.
CAGAGCCUAUUAUUACAUACUUCACAACACCUUGGGUAGGCAGCACCAUUACAAGCCUCUCGUGCUCUAUACUCGUAGCACCACACAGAACUUUGAAAGCCAGGCUCCAGUUGCAGCAUGUUACAUAUUUGGCAUUCUGUGCCAAAAUAUAACUGCGUUGCAUCUGUUUAAUUUGCAGAACUGUUUUGGAAGAUCGAUUCUAAUCCGCUGAUGUGAUAUCUCUCCCUUUGGAAUGAUGUGGACCUUUCACGACUGUGUUGGAUUUGUUUUCUUUUCCAGUUUCUGUAUCCAAAUCGGGUUCUCCUUACAAGGGAAGUUUACUGAUCUACCCUCAAAUGUAACGGCUAAAGAAGGUCAAAAUAUUGAAAUGGCGUGCGCCUUUCAAAGUGGAACGUCCUCUGUUUACUUGGAGAUUCAGUGGUGGUUCAUAAGAGCUCCUGAAGAACAGAACACCAGCGAAGAAGACAGUGACACGCAGAUGGAAAUCGUGCCCGAAAUUGAUCCGGAUGACGAGGGGACUAAAAUAAGUACAGUGAAAGUGCAAGGAAACGAUAUAUCCCACAAGCUGCAGAUUUCCAAAGUCGAGAAAAGUGAUGAGGGUUUAUAUGAGUGCAGAGUCACGGAUGCCAACUACGGAGAGCUACGGGAAUACAAGGUCCAGGCCUACCUUCAGGUGAACGCCACUGCUCGUCCGCGGAACAAGGCAGUUAAGAAGACAUCGCCUUUGCACCUGACGGAUAAAAAGCCCCGGAAAAAUAACUCUGCAGCUGCGCAGGACAGCGCCAUGAGCUCUGACCAGAGGCUCCGCUCUACCUCGAGUUCUCAGACAACACCGUCCAAAACAGCAAAACACAGCCCUGGGUCAGGUACGAGGAUAGCUACAAGCUAUGGACUUGCUGUCCUGCUCCUUGUUUGUGGCUUUGUGAGGGGUGCUGUACUAUAGUUUCAAGUGCUGACUUUUUCCAAUAUCACUUUCUCUUCUUAAAGCAAAGAGAAACUUGCCUGCUAUUUCCACGGAGUGGACAGCACAGCUGGCCCUAACUUCCAACCACCACUCUGCACCCAAUGCAUUCUAAUUACCUACACAGAAGCACCUUUUUUCCAAAGGCAAGCCAGAAGGAAAAACUUUUGUGCUGAGCAUUUAUUUAACGCUCCCAACAAUCAAAACAAAA